AUGGCAACAACAUCAACUAGCACUACAAAAAAGCCUAUUCUGAUUAUUAAAUCUCCGGAAUAUCCAUCAAAAUCCUCAUCACGAAAUGUUCGGUUUGUUCCUGAAAUAACUGUAGAUGAUGAUCAGACUACAGCACCCGUUCAAGAUCCAUUAACAUCACAAUCAACAGCCAAUCAAAUACAACAACAUUCAUUAUCGACAAUACCGACAGUACCGACGGCCACAUCAAGCAGAAAGAUAAAAACCAAUCGGCAAAAUCAUAAAAAAACAAUUUCAACUCCAAGAGCUAAAAAUUCAACUGCCAAAUAA
Molecule: messenger RNA, 309 nt
Organism: Rotaria socialis
Lineage: Eukaryota; Metazoa; Rotifera; Eurotatoria; Philodinida; Philodinidae
Source: the annotation of a GenBank genome assembly